AUGCUCAGGGCGGAUCCUUCAUCAAUACUAAUACUUCUGGCAUCAAACAACGCCUUACAGGGAUUUGAUCGACCGGAUUUCUUCCACCAGCACUUUUUCCUCCAUUGCCACACUCCACCUCAAUGCAAAGAAAUAAUAGAAUAUUAUGCAAACUUUACGGGAGAAAUAGACAUAUUCCUUCCUCAUCAUGCUAUUGUCAUGGUUAAUAUCUAUGGUAGUCCACCAAAUGUACGCAGACGUUUCCACCUUUAUUGUGAUACAGACGGCUUUGUGACCGAAUAUAAACGUUAUCAACGUUCAAAACUCUGCGAACAAGUUUUCCAUAUAAACGAACUCGAAAACAGACUCUACAAAAAAGCCCAUAAGCAUAUUUUAAAUUACCUGACCUUGUUGGAUGCACUAGCUGAAGAUGGCGAUAUAGACGCAGAAGACAUAAAACUUCCAGUUUCUGAGCUUCUGUUAGCGAGUGCAGAGAAAAUCAAUGAUAUUAUCCGACAAGCAGCUGGCUUACCUGAACAACCAUAUACAAACUUGAUAGUUAUAUUCAUAAAAACAAGUAAUGAAGACUUUUUUCUUUAUGCUCACGUUCAAACUCCAACAAGCGAUCUUUAA
Molecule: messenger RNA, 612 nt
Organism: Adineta ricciae
Lineage: Eukaryota; Metazoa; Rotifera; Eurotatoria; Adinetida; Adinetidae
Source: the annotation of a GenBank genome assembly